AUGGAUAAUUGGGAACAAGAAUUUAGGAAAUGGAUAGCUCACAUUGAUGUUCCUAAGACAUGCCCUGUAUAUAAAUUCAGAGAUGAUCAUGAUACUAAAGGAAGACGGAUCAGCUUACUGGAUAAGUGGUGGAAGGGUGGCAUCCUAUUGAUGGGAUAUGAAAUGUUCCGUAUUCUUGUAAAUUCGGAUGUUCAAUAUUCACAUUAUCUAGUGAACCCCGGACCAUCCCUUGUCGUGGCAGACGAAGGUCACAGACUUAAAAACAAGGAAACCGAACUUUACAAGUAUCUCCAAUGCCUUAAAACUCACAGUCGCAUUAUCUUGACCGGAUCUCCAUUACAAAAUAAUUUAGAAGAAUAUUGGUGCACAAUAAACUUUGCAAGCCCAAAUUACCUCGGUAAAUCUGAAGACUUUAAGAGA
Messenger RNA from Acaulospora morrowiae, 420 nucleotides. Lineage: Eukaryota; Fungi; Glomeromycota; Glomeromycetes; Diversisporales; Acaulosporaceae. The record is from the annotation of a GenBank genome assembly.